Staurois parvus is the source of this 317-nucleotide messenger RNA. Lineage: Eukaryota; Metazoa; Chordata; Amphibia; Anura; Ranidae. The record is from the annotation of a GenBank genome assembly.
UCAGCGACUUAUAGCGGGACUGCGGUGGGCAUUCUGACACUGGGGGGGGGAACUGACUAUCACUGACAUCUCCAGUGACACUAAUACAGUGAUCGAUGCUAAUAAAAAGCACUGACACUGUAUUAAUGACACUGGGCAGGAAGGGGUUAACAUCUGGGGCAAUCAAAGGGUUAACUGUGUGCUGUUUGUGUUUCACUGUGCAUGGUGCUUUGUAUUGCUCUAUGCAGAGCAAUGCAAAGCAGCAUGCUGGAGCUGACAGGGAAGAGAUCUGUAUUGUUUACAUACAGACCUCUCCCCCAUCAGUGAUGCUCGGCGAU